Elgaria multicarinata webbii is the source of this 1813-nucleotide messenger RNA. RefSeq names its product chromosome 10 C4orf33 homolog (gene C10H4orf33). The coding region runs from base 264 to 863 and encodes 199 amino acids. NCBI's taxonomy places the organism in Eukaryota, Metazoa, Chordata, Lepidosauria, Squamata, Anguidae. The record is from RefSeq and is a predicted model, not a curated record. The transcript is spliced from 6 exons.
GCUGCGGGUGAGCGGAAGCGUUGGGCGUCUCUGCCUGCGCGUUUGCUCCUCUGCCGAGAGGGGAAGGAGCAGGCGCGGGGACGCCGCCCUGUACCCACUUACCUGGCGGUGGGCGCCGUUCAGCUCAAUAAAACAAGCAAGCACAAAGGCAGCCCUGUUGACCGCCCGAAGAAAAAAGAUCCGCGUUCAUGUAAUGCCUUCAGUAGGCGAACCAAAUGGGCUUUACUUCUGAGUAGACAUGCUCCCGCUAUCCUUCGUCAAAGAUGGAAUUUAAAAUUGAACAUACAUGGAACAGCUUUCCAGUGACUCAUGAUCCAGUAGUGAUCAGGCUGAUACCUGAAAAUGGAGGAAUAUUGAUGGAAGUGAGUGCUCCAUUUUUUAAAGAUCCUCCAGCUCCUCUUGGUGAACCAGGAAAGCCAUUCAAUGGAUUGUGGGACUAUGAGGUUGUAGAAGCAUUCUUCUUGAAUGACGAAACUCAACAGUACUUAGAAGUGGAGCUCUGUCCGCACGGGCAGCAUCUCGUGUUGUUACUUUCUGGCAGACGGAAAGUAUGUAAACAAGAGCUUCCUUUGAUGUUUGAAGUGUCAAGAACAAGUGCCAAAUGGAAUGGCAGAGCUCAUCUGCCUUGGAGCUAUUUUCCACCAGCCACUGACAAAUUUAAUGCAUUUGCAAUUCAUGGGUCAGGUGUGGAUAGAACAUAUGAAGCCCUCUACCCUAUACUUCAACAUGAGAUUCAGAAAGAACAGAAACCUGAUUUCCAUCGCCUAGAAUAUUUUAAAAGUCUCAAUCUGAAACCGUUAACAGGAGAAGAUUGGAAGCAGCCUAUAUCAGAUCUGUGGGCAUCAUGCAAGCAGACCAAUUAGAUAAAAAGAACAAAAAGUUCUUUUCAUUCCCGCCAUACAUGAGCAUGUCUUCUUGUAUAUGAAAAUAUUUGUCACCAGCAUAUGGAAUGGAAAAAUGGAAGGAUCCUACUUAUUCCUGUAUCCUUGGUCACUGUCUGAAUAUAUUUCAACUUCAUCUUCAUUGUUUUGAAUUUCCAUUAUAGUAUGCUUUCUGAUAACUAGCUUUAGUUCUGCAGUAAAAGAAGUGAAAGACACAGUUUUCCUGAAGCCACACUUCUCUGUUCUAAUGGAUGUGAAGUGGAUGUAAUUAAACUGUAUUUAAAUAAAUCAGUGAUCGAUGCUACUUGCAAGGAUGAGUUUAAGAACUAAGUCUCUCCCAGUCUGCUGUACCUGCUAUAUCAUGGGAUUUAAAAUAUUACUCUCUUCCCAACUGAGCAUAUCAUUCUUUUACUUUCAGUGACAUAAUAUCUGCGCAAUAUGUUUGCACAAUCUAUUUGUUGCUCUCUCACCUGUAUUGCUUCUUGAGUUAUCAGUAAGUGGACACUUUUCUUCAGUGGAAGCCAAGAUUUGAAGCAUUGACAGCCUUGCCUUCAUGAAAGAUCUGUUGAACUAUCAACUUGACAUAAACAAACACAUGUGAUUUCCAUAAAAAUCUGUUUUAUUUAAUAAAAAUGAGCAUUGUAAAUGUAUUUAACACAUAAUAUGUUAAUCACUGAACUAUGUAUUAUGAGCUAAGCUGUCCUCUCUGUUCACUGUAUGUACCAAACAGGUUGUCUUUUCUCACGCUAAACUGAUUAUGUCUUGUGUAAAAGAAUAAUGAAUCCAACAACAUUGAUUCAGGUGGUUUUCUGUCAUCUCUUCCCAUCAUGCAUAGACUUAAAGUGAAUACAGCUUGAAUACUUGCUUGAUUUUCUGAAAAUAAAUUGCAUUUAUCACCUGAGGCAACAGAAUAAAAUCUGAACUGUAAGCUA